CAGUAAAAAAACAGAUUAAUUUCAAACAAAUUUAUCAACCAACAGAAAAACAAAAACAAAAAAAUGCUACGAUUUUGAAAACAAAAAUUUGUUAAGAUAGAAAGAGAUCGUAAGUUGUCGUUCAUCUAUAAGGGAGGCAAAAAAAGAAAAAUUCUUUCUUAUUAGAUUUUCAAAGUUUUCAAAAGAGAGUGGAAAUUCUUCAAGUAAAUUCAUCUUUUUCACCUUCAUUAAAUUUCUUAUUUAUGAAGGUGAAAAUAAAAGAUUAUCAGGUUGUGAUUUUAAUUAAAAUUUUAUAAUCAAAAGAAAUUGAGUUAUUGUUCACGCAUAGAUGACUAAUAAUGUUAACAGGGUUUCAUACCCUAACAAUGGAGAAGGAAAUAAUGAAGGGAAAUCGUCAAUGUUACCUGUUGUUAAUGGAGGAGGAGGUUUCGAGGAUGCGGUCAUGAAACUUGAAAAUGAGCUGUUUGAUUACCAAUAUAAUAUGGGACUUCUUUUGAUCGAAAAGAAGCAGUGGGCAAAAGAUCUUGAAGAAAUCAGACAAGCAUUGGUAGUUACCAACGAGAACUUAAAAAGAGAACAAAUGGCACAUUUUAUAGCAUUAUCUGAAAUGGAGAAGCGGGAUCAAGAAUUAAGAAAGGCAGUGGGGGUUGAGAAGCAAUGUGCGGCUGAUCUUGAGAAAGCUUUGCAGAAGAUGCGGGCAGAAUCUGCUGAACUCAAAUACGCAUCUGAUAGAAAAAUGGAGGAGGCUCAUGCUUUGGUUCUCAAUGUUGAAGACAAAUCAGCAGAGCUCAAAAUGAAGCUUACAGCUGCAGACAAUAAGUUUGCUGAAGUGAAUCGAAUUAGCUUGGAGAUGAAAAGAAAAUUGAAAGAAGUGGAAGCUCGUGAAACUGCAAUUCGAAGUGAAUACCGCUCUUUCAUUGCAGAGAGAGAAAUACAUGAAGUUACUUUGCGUAAACAAAAGGAAGACUUGCAAGCAUGGGAACGAUUGCUACAAAAAAGAGAGGAAAGACAACUAGAGAGCUGGAGGAUCCUUAACCAAAGACAUGAUCGAGGCAAUACGAAUUGCAUGACUCUUACGCAGAAACUAAAGGAUCUAGAAGGGUCUCAAAGAAAUAUUGACACUAACACCUUAAAUUUGAGAAAUAAAGAAGAUGAAGAAAACAUAAGGCCGGCAGAUCCAGCUUCGAAAUUGGAGCAGACUGAUGUUGCGAAGCUAAAAUAUGACGAAUUACUUGAAACAACCAAAAAUCACAAUGCUGGGGGAACACUAAAAGUUCAGAAGCUCCUUAAUGAUGCCGAUCUUCAAAGAGAGAAAAUAGAAAAAUCUUCUGUAAAGUUGGAAAGAAAAGUUGUUUCAAAAGACAAGGAGCAAAGAGACUCGAUACAUAAUAAGGAUAAAAUUGGCAAUCAAGAAUAUUCUUCUCUAGGACAAGAGACAAAAGACCUUCUUGACAAACGAAUUCAAAUGCAUAACGAGAUACAAAAUUUGAAUGUAAGUGAAGAAGAAAAACACAUACUUUACUGCCUACAAGCAGAACUGGAACAAGAAAAAUAUAAAUGUAUACUUCAACAAGAAUUGUUGUUGAAAGAGCGUGAGGAUCUUAAGCAGGAGAAGGAAAAUUUUGAGAAGGAAUGGGAAAUGUUGGAUACAAAAAGAGCUGAGAUUGCAGAAGAGUUAAAACAUGCCAGUAAAGAGAAAAAGGUACUAACAAAACAUAUCAAGAAGGAAACAUUGAAAAACGAGAAUAUGAUGACACACGAUUUCACGGAGUUUAACGCUCUCAGUAUGGAGAAAGAACCACUCGGAAAAUGCUUAGAAAAUGAGAGAACAACAUUAGUUGAAAAGGCACGGGUCGAAUACGAGAACAUCGUACACAAUUUUGAAGUCUUAAAAAGAGAACUCGAGGUUGAUUUCAAUAUAAGAAAACAUGAAGUAGAGAACCAUCUUUUAAAACCAAAUAAAACAUUGGAAGAAGAAAAGAAACAAGAAUUGGAAAAUAUUAAUUAUAUAAGAGAAUUAGCUAGGAAGGAGAAAGAGGAAAUGAAAGAGGAAUGGAUUAAGAUUGAAAAAGAAAAAGCAGAAGUUGUAUGUAACAAAAAAUAUAUUGAGGAAUAUCAAUUUGAAAUGCAAAACUACAUAAACAACCUUGAUUUGAUAGUCAAGAAGCUCAAAGAUCAACGAAAAAAAAUUGUAACAUCACUUGUAAAACUGAAGAAUUGUGAAAGCUGCGGACAAGUGAUCAGUGAACGCAUCUUUUGUGAUAUCCAAGAUUUCCAGGAAUCUGAAGAUUUAAAUAGCAUUCCUCUGCCAAGGUUGAAAAAUAGAGAAACAGCUCAUGCUGGAUUUUGUGCAGAUUUUACUCCUACAAGUGAUAAUACGUCUUGGCUUCGAAAAUGCACCUCAAAGAUAUUUAGAUUCUCUUCUUUUAAGAGAAAUGAAAAAAAUACCACUCACGGUACGACUAGGGAAUCACUCGCACCUAUUAUGAAAUUUAAUAAAGAGGCAUCAACAGGAUUAUAUGCAACAGUAAAUAUGACAGACCCUUCAACAGGAUUAGAUGCAACAUUAAAUAGGACAGACCCGUCGUCAUCGAGUAAUAUGUUUGAUAUGCAAGAGACCCAAUUGAAUGACAGUGCAAGAGCACAUGUACAUGAACUUUCACAAUAUGUAGAUACAUUGAAUAACAAGACUCAAGAAGGUACAAAUAAUGUCAAACAAUCAAAACAAAAGACUGUACGAGGAAAGCCAUGGCCAAAGGGCAGGCCUAGAGUUAGGAAAUCACAGAAAAUGAAGGAUAUGACUGCAGACUCCAAUAAAGAAGAAUUUAUUGAUGUCAAUGGGGAAAUCCAAGGAUCCUUUAAUUUUUCAGAUAAAGGGGCAAAGACUGCUGGUAGAAAGAGGAGUUAUGUCAAUGCUUCUAAAACCACUAUCAAUGAACAAGAUGUUGAUAACAAUGAAAAUCAGUCAGAUGAUUUUGAGCAUGGUAGUCCCAGAGAGAGGUUACAAACUGUUGUUCUCGCACUGGAAACUCCUUCCAAAAGACGAUACAAUUUUAGGAGACCCAAAAAUGUAGAAAAAGCUGCAGCGGACCGAAUACCUAGCUUCAGUAAAGGAAAAAUGAAAAUGAAAGAAACUGAUAAUGACACGGGCAUUGGGGAAAAAGUUUGUAUACCUGGUAGCGAAAAUGAAGCUACCACACCAUUUGUGAAAUCAGACAUUAUGGAAGAUCAUUGUCUGAUAGAUAAAUCUACUAGAGUGGAAUUUGGAGAAGAAAAUGAUGGUAGAAAUUCUUGUUCAAUAUCCAUCGCAGAUACUGAAUACGUCUACGAAGAUGAGAUCAGCAGCGAAUUUAGUGGAGAAAUUAUGCAUGAAAAUAAUGAGGACUGGGAAGAAGAUGAAAACGAUGAGGACCAUCUGGGUAUGAUAAUAGGGAGGAAGCUAUGGACCUUUUUUACCACGUAAAAGCACCAAGAACCAUCUUUUGUAGGCUUUUGUAGCAUAUGUUGUUGCUGAGAUGCUUGGUGAUAAGGUCUGGAUUUAUUUGUUGUUUGAUCGAUAAGACGAAUUGUUAUUUGGUCCAUAAGAAAAAAUUAUAGCCAAUGGGUCCAACCCAAUAUAUACAACCAAAAUGGGAAAAUAGGGAUACUAGAAACAUUUAGCGUAAAAAGUGGAUUUACUUGUGAAACUGUCUUUUGGAGUUUCUCCAAUGGUCAUUCCGUGUGAUUCCUAUAUGGAAACCCAAACAAGACAUUCUCCUUCCUAUUUUUCCUUAACGUUAGGGAGGAAUAAAAAUUCAUUUUCAAUAAUGGUGUAUUUGACCUCUUCUUUUGAUUACUAUGAAUUUUAUUUUUCAUAA
Molecule: messenger RNA, 3857 nt
Organism: Papaver somniferum (opium poppy)
Lineage: Eukaryota; Viridiplantae; Streptophyta; Magnoliopsida; Ranunculales; Papaveraceae
Product: protein CROWDED NUCLEI 1-like
Exons: 8
Coding region: 329-3463 (1044 amino acids)
Biological process (GO): nucleus organization
Cellular component (GO): nucleus
Source: RefSeq, a predicted model, not a curated record